Molecule: messenger RNA, 987 nt
Organism: Rosa chinensis
Lineage: Eukaryota; Viridiplantae; Streptophyta; Magnoliopsida; Rosales; Rosaceae
Product: transcription factor bHLH35
Exons: 5
Coding region: 102-836 (244 amino acids)
Biological process (GO): regulation of DNA-templated transcription
Cellular component (GO): nucleus
Molecular function (GO): sequence-specific DNA binding; protein dimerization activity; DNA-binding transcription factor activity
Source: RefSeq, a predicted model, not a curated record
UCACUCGACCUCACCAGAAAAACAUAUAUCCUUUGCUUUCAUCCAAAACAAUCUUCAAGCUCUCUCUCUCUCUCUCUCUCUCUCUCUUACUCUCUAUCACCAUGGACAACAUUGGUGAUGAAUACAAGCAUUACUGGGAAACCAACAUGUUCCUCCAAACCGAAGAGCUCGACAGUUGGGGAUUGGAUGAAGCGUUUUCUGGGUACUACGAUUCGAGCUCGCCGGACGGAGCAGCGUCGUCCAUGGCCUCCAAGAACAUUGUUUCAGAGAGGAACAGGAGGAAGAAGCUCAAUGAGAGGCUCUUUGCUCUUAGAGCAGUGGUCCCCAACAUUAGCAAGAUGGAUAAGGCUUCUAUAAUCAAAGACGCCAUUGACUACAUCCGAGAGCUUCAUGAUCAAGAAAAAAGAAUUCAAGCGGAGAUCAUGGAUUUGGAAUCUGGAAAAUCAAAGAAGGGUGUUAUUGGUAGUUCGGAUUUCGAACAAGAGCUUCCGGUCUUGUUGAGAUCGAAGAAGAAGAAAACCGAGCAGCUUUAUGAUUCUGGAGGAUCAAGAACUUCCUCCAUCGAAGUCCUUGAACUUAGGGUUACAUACAUGGGGGAAAAGACAGUGGUGGUGAGCUUGACAUGUAGUAAGAGAACAGACACAAUGGUGAAACUGUGCGAGGUCUUUGAGUCCCUGAAGCUCAAAAUCAUUACAGCCAAUAUCACUGCUUUGUCUGGGAGGGUAUUGAAAACAGUCUUCAUUGAGGCAGAUGAAGAAGAGAAGGAUCAUUUGAAGGUAAAAAUUGAAACAGCUAUUGCAGCACUGAAUGACCCACAAAGCCCCAUGAGCAUAUAAUGAGAGAACUGAUUCAAGUCGAUUCCAUUUGUUCGGUUUUUCCUUGGUGCAUGUUUUCUAGAAGAGCCUUGCUUUGGUUUUGGUUAUGAGAAAAUCAACACUUUUUGUUCAUGAUGCAUUUGCAAUAAAGAAAAAAAUGUUUGAGACAUAA